CUCCUCGGGUCUGGCCAGCAGCUCUGAGAUCUCCCCUGCCACACCCGAUUCAGAGAGUGCAGGCUGGUCUGCCUGGGAGCGCCGCCUCAGUCCCGGUGAGUUUGGGAGCAAGGUGCGGCGCUACUGGAGCUCAGAAGAGAGUGGAUUCGUGGAGGGCCUUGAGGCUCCUGUGGACAACACACACUCCCACCUUUCACCUGUGCAUGAGAUCAAGGAAAAAGAGAACUCGGAAAGCAGCACCUCCACCCCUCUACACACCAGCAGCUUGGCAAGCCCCAACAACAACACCACUACCAACAAGAACAAUACCAACAACAAUAACAACAGUAACAAGAACAUAAACAGCUACAACAAUACUCUUGUCAUGGGCAACAAGACCAGCUCAUUGAAUGACAACAGCUGGUCUACCUCCACCACCACCACCACCACAACCACCCCCAGUACCACCCCAGACACUGCCUCUGGAACUUCCUCUGCUCUGGGGCCUAAGCUUGAGCUGUUGAAGUAUGCCAGCACUGAGUGGCAAGGCAACACCCCCAAGGCUCAAAUCAUCAAGCAGGGUUAUUCAGCCAUUCCUGCAGAGCUUAACUUCAGGUACCUACGACAAGUUAGAGGUGACAACUACUGUGGUGUGCGUGCAGCCUUGUACCAAGUGUUAGCACAAGGCAUUGCUGUGCCCAAUGGCCAUACCACACACUCCCGCCUUGCCUUAGAGCUCACCCAGGGCGCCACAUGGCUCAGGGAGUGGACCUUUGGCCACCGCCUCAGCUACACCAGGGAAGAAGUCCUCAAUGGAUUCCUUGAUUGUCUGGAUGCCUUAGACAGCCUGGUUAUGAACCUGAUGGGCUGUGAAAACCGUGAGUGUGUGGUGUUGGCGCGGCUAAACCAGGACCCAUUGUUGGAUGUGCGCCUGUGUGAGGCUGUUAAGCUACAUAUGUUAGCAGCUGCCCUCGACCUGCAUGCUGCCAAUGUAAACGGGGAGAGUGUGCCACUCUUUGCCAUGAUCAUGUUUGCCCGACACUCCUCGCUAACCCCUCGAGACCUUCUGAGGAACCACUUGAACCCAGUGGGUGACACAGCAGGCUUAGAGCAGGAUCAGCACAAGGUGGAGAUGUUCCUGCUGGGCCACACACUGGGGGUCACACUACAGGUCGUGCGGCCAGCCAGCUACGGUCGAGAUGAUUUCAUCUGUUACUACCCUGAUGCGAACAUUGGUGUGUGGCCUGAGGUGACACUAGUGGCUGAAGAUGACCGCCACUACAAUGUUCUUGUCAAGUAGGAGACCAAUAAGGAAUAGUGGUAUGGUAGUGACCUCCACUGCACAGACAACAGCUGUCUCCUGGCACUUCCUAAGAGGCAGCAUUGAUAUCAGGCACACACAGUCUUCAGGGAGCAGCAAAAGGUGGUGGCCGGUGCCUGGUAUGAGCCAGUAACUCAGUCUGACACAGCUUCUUAUGUGCAAGAAACUAGGUGGCUCUGUUUCAGUAUGUCUGUUGUUUUACGUUAUUUCCAUCUCUCAUAAGGGUCAAAAGAUUUAUAGUGAAAAAGUAUAUAUAUAUAUAUAUAUAUAUAUAUA
Messenger RNA from Eriocheir sinensis (Chinese mitten crab), 1576 nucleotides. RefSeq names its product ubiquitin thioesterase otulin-like. The record is from RefSeq and is a predicted model, not a curated record. NCBI's taxonomy places the organism in Eukaryota, Metazoa, Arthropoda, Malacostraca, Decapoda, Varunidae. Gene Ontology annotation, biological process: protein linear deubiquitination. Gene Ontology annotation, molecular function: cysteine-type deubiquitinase activity. Gene Ontology annotation, cellular component: cytoplasm.